UUGAAAUAAACUAUUGAAAAAAUUCAAAAAAUAUAUAAGAACAAAAACAGAGCACUUGCUAUUAUAUGAAGACCAAAACAGAACAUUUGUUUUAUAUAAACACUAAACAGUAAUACCAAGAACACAACAUUAAACAUGGAAAACUCUCGAUCAACUUUGAUCAUCUUCUUUGCUUACACAACAAUCAUAUUAAUCGGUUCUAUCAACUGUAGAGACAACAACAACAACAAUCUGGUAACAAACCAAUCCGCUUUGUUCGUGUUUGGCGAUUCUGUGUUCGAUGCCGGAAACAACAAUUACAUCGAUACUCUUCCCAGUUUCCGGUCUAAUUACUGGCCAUACGGCCAAACCACUUUCAAAUUCCCUACUGGAAGAGUCUCCGACGGUCGUACAAUUCCUGAUUUUAUUGCGGAGUACGCAUGGUUACCGUUGAUCCCAGCGUAUCUACAACCAAGUAACGGUAAAAAUCAAUUUCCCUACGGAGUUAGUUUUGCUUCCGCCGGUGCCGGAGCUUUAGUCGGAACCUUUCCCGGAAUGGUGAUAAAUUUGAAAUCACAAUUAAACAAUUUUAAGAAGGUUGAAAAAUUGUUGAGAUCUACGUUAGGAGAAGCACAAGGGAAGAUGGUUAUUUCAAGAGCAGUUUAUCUGUUUCAUAUCGGAGUCAACGAUUAUCAAUAUCCAUUCUCUACAAACUCUUCCAUUUUCCAAUCCAGUCCUCAAGAGAUAUACGUCGAUUUUGUUGUCGGUAACACAACGGCCGUGAUCAAGGAAGUGUAUAAAAUUGGAGGAAGGAAGUUUGGAUUCUUGAACAUGGGAGCGUAUGAUUGUGCACCGGCCUCAUUGAUUAUAGACCAAACAAAGAUAGGAACUUGUUUUAAGCCGGUCACCGAGCUGAUCAAUCUGCACAACGAGAAGCUUGAGAGUGGUUUGAGGCGGCUAGAGCGUGAACUAUCGGGAUUCAAAUACGCUCUUCAUGACUAUCACACUUCCCUAUCCGUACGAAUGAACAAUCCUUCCAAAUACGGUAACAAAACCUUUUGCAAUUUUAUGUAACAGAUUCUUUAGUAUAACUUUUUUUUUGUCAACAACUAUAUUAGAUUGACUCAUAUAAGCCAAUGAGUCUUUAGUAUAACCUUGUGAAUCAUUUUGUUUGAUUUAUAGGGUUUAAGGAAGGGAAAAUGGCAUGUUGUGGAACCGGACCAUUGCGGGGAAUCAAUACAUGCGGAGGCCGAAUGGGAGUAUCUCAAAGUUACGAGUUAUGCGAAAAAGUUACAGAUUACUUGUUCUUUGAUCAUUUUCAUUUGACUGAGAAAGCACAUCAACAAAUUGCAGAGCUGAUUUGGAGCGGGCCGACCAACGUCACUAAACCUUAUAAUCUCCAAGCGCUAUUUGAACUUAAUUAAGCUCAAUCACCAGUUGCACCUGGAUUUUCAUGUUUUUAGUGUGUGUGUUUUAUUGUCAUAAUGAUUGAUUAAUCUUUACAAUAAUAAUAAGAAUCGAAUAAGAAAUUGGCCAUAUGUAUGACAUCUUGCAGUUUUCUUACAUCAUUUUUCCUUGUCAAGUCAGAAAAAGUU
Arabidopsis thaliana (thale cress) is the source of this 1574-nucleotide messenger RNA. It is a transcript of the gene GLIP2, whose product is annotated as GDSL-motif lipase 2. Lineage: Eukaryota; Viridiplantae; Streptophyta; Magnoliopsida; Brassicales; Brassicaceae. The record is from RefSeq and is marked reviewed. The transcript is spliced from 4 exons. Bases 136 to 1053 code for a protein of 305 amino acids. Gene Ontology annotation, cellular component: extracellular region. Gene Ontology annotation, molecular function: catalytic activity; lipase activity; hydrolase activity, acting on ester bonds. Gene Ontology annotation, biological process: lipid metabolic process.